CCAGCGCAUUGCAGGCCAUCCGCUAUAAAGGAACCACUCCCGCAACCGUCGCUCCACCGCCGUCACCGCCGCCGCCUCCGGUACGCUCAUUUUUUUUUUUUGUUUCUCUAUCAGUUUCAAGGAUAUACGCUAUUUACGUUGCCUAUAUUCACCGCACAUACAUUCCUGGUGGUGGUGGUGUUUUUGCACUUUUUUUGGAUAUGGACAUUCGCCGGAGGCACCGUACCAAGCAGUCAAACCGCGCGCGGCAGCACCAGUCCGCCGGCGGCGUCAAUCCGAAAGCUUCCGACGCUCUGCCUCUGCCUCUGUACCUGACCAACGGCAUUUUCUUCACGCUUUUUUUCUCGGUCGCGUAUUUUCUUCUGCACCGUUGGCGUGAUAAGAUCCGAGAUUCCGUCCCCCUUCACGUGGUCACGCUUUCCGAACUCGCCGCGGUUGUGACGUUAAUUGCGUCGUUUAUCUAUCUGCUUGGAUUCUUCGGAAUCGAUUUUGUGCAGUCGGUUAUUUCGAGAUCAGAAAGCGACGUCGAGACCCAGAGGUUCGUUGUCGGUGAAGAUCGAGUAGUUAAUCAGCGCUCCAUGCCGACGCAGGCUGCGUCCGCUUCCAAAUCCAUGGAGACUGUUCCUCACAACGACGAAGACAUCGUCGAACGAGUCGUUUCCGGCGAAAUUCCGUCUUACUCUCUCGAAUCGAGGCUCGGAGACUGCCUCCGAGCAGCCAAAAUUCGCCGUGAGGCCGUGCAACGCCUCUCCGGAAGGUCGAUUGAAGGAUUACCUUUCGAAGGAUUCGAUUACGAGUCAAUUUUAGGGCAAUGCUGUGAGAUGCCCGUCGGAUACGUACAGCUUCCGGUAGGGAUAGCAGGACCUCUUCUGUUGAACGGCCGCGAAUAUUCCGUUCCUAUGGCCACCACCGAAGGGUGUUUGGUGGCGAGCACCAACCGCGGUUGUAAGGCCAUCGCCGCCUCCGGCGGCGCCACCUGUGUGAUUCUCCGUGACGGAAUGACCAGAGCUCCGGUGGUUAGGUUUCCCUCAGCCAAAAGAGCGGCGGAGUUGAAAUCCUACUUAGAGGAUCCUCUGAAUCUCGAUACACUGUCUGUUGUUUUCAACAAAUCAAGCAGAUUUGCAAGACUCCAAGGAGUCCAAUGUGCAAUUGCUGGAAAAAAUAUGUACAUUAGAUUUAGCUGCAGCACUGGUGAUGCUAUGGGGAUGAACAUGGUUUCUAAAGGUGUUCAAAAUGUUCUAGACUUUCUUCAGAAUGAUUUUCCAGACAUGGAUGUUAUUGGCAUUUCCGGAAACUUCUGCUCCGAUAAAAAACCAUCUGCCGUAAACUGGAUCGAAGGGCGCGGAAAGUCCGUUGUAUGCGAAGCCGUUAUUACAGGGGACAUCAUCGCAAAAGUGUUGAAAACCACAGUCCCAGCGCUUGUCGAGCUCAACAUGCUAAAGAACCUCGCGGGAUCUGCUGUCGCCGGUUCAAUUGGUGGCUUCAACGCACACGCUGCCAACAUCGUCUCCGCGAUUUUUAUCGCCACCGGGCAGGAUCCUGCGCAGAAUGUUGAAAGCUCUCACUGUAUAACUAUGAUGGAAGCCGUCAACAACGAGAAGGAUCUCCAUAUCUCCGUCACUAUGCCAUCUAUCGAGGUCGGGACAGUUGGCGGCGGAACCCAACUGGCGUCGCAAUCAGCUUGCCUGAACCUGCUCGGCGUAAAGGGCGCGAGCAAAGAUUCUCCGGGGUCGAACUCACAGCUUCUGGCGUCCAUUGUCGCCGGCUCCGUCCUGGCUGGCGAGCUCUCUCUCAUGUCUGCCAUUGUCGCCGGCCAGCUCGUCAAAAGCCAUAUGAAAUACAAUCGAUCUAGCCGGGACUUCACCAGAAUUUGCGCCUAGAUCGACAGAUCUCUCGCCAAAUGCUGUUAGACGAUCAUGCGAGGGAUGCAGUGCGACGUAUGGUCGAGCCCCGACAUGCGGAAACCACCCCAUGCCGUGGAUCUUUUACAGCUCGACGUCGAAAAUUUCCGAUCGAUUCCGAAGAAAUUGGACGGUAGCAUAUGAACAGCCAGGUUAGGUCUUGCUAUAUUCCUUUCUAUCAUAUUUAUAAUAUUUCCAUUUUUAGAAAAACAAUUCGACUUAUCGACCCAUCCCGUAAUAGUGUUGUGUAGUGGUUUUUUACUUUUUUCUUGUAAAAGUUUAGGUUAAGUUGUGGGAAGAAUUUAAGCUUAGUGUGUAAUGUAGAUGUAUGGUAGAUAUGUAGUUGCGGUAUAUAUAGAUAUAUGCAUGUCAGGGUGGUGUUAUAGUGGUGAAUGAUUUUAUUGAAUAGUA
Molecule: messenger RNA, 2312 nt
Organism: Andrographis paniculata
Lineage: Eukaryota; Viridiplantae; Streptophyta; Magnoliopsida; Lamiales; Acanthaceae
Product: 3-hydroxy-3-methylglutaryl coenzyme A reductase 1-like
Exons: 4
Coding region: 201-1880 (559 amino acids)
Biological process (GO): coenzyme A metabolic process; isoprenoid biosynthetic process; sterol biosynthetic process
Cellular component (GO): endoplasmic reticulum membrane; peroxisomal membrane
Molecular function (GO): protein binding; hydroxymethylglutaryl-CoA reductase (NADPH) activity
Source: RefSeq, a predicted model, not a curated record